Molecule: messenger RNA, 3729 nt
Organism: Eremomyces bilateralis CBS 781.70
Lineage: Eukaryota; Fungi; Ascomycota; Dothideomycetes; Eremomycetales; Eremomycetaceae
Exons: 2
Coding region: 295-3729 (1144 amino acids)
Source: RefSeq, a predicted model, not a curated record
CAUCUUCAGGUUUCAUGUCACUUUCCACCCUUCAUGCGUAGCCGUGCUUUACACCGUGGUGGUCCUCACAUGUUGCCCUCACAUGUUGCCCUCACAUGUUGUCCUCAACAUAAACAUACUUCAUACACGGCUUUUCCGUCUCUACACAAGGGAUGUCCUUGAUCAAAUCCCAUUCCCCCAAUCUUCAACCAGCACCCCUCACUCGGCUUUCAACUGGCUUUGUUAGUACGAGAUUCAGCCUACGGGCUGGGAGGCUGACCUCCGAUCCUCCGUAAACGCAUAACCUCUCCCAACAUGUUCUCCUACCUCCGCUCCCAUAAACGCUCCGGCUCCACGCCUGUUUCUCCCGACUCCGCCGCUCCCCCCGACUCCUUCGCUGCACCGCUAUCUGGUCUGGGCAUCUCCGAAUCGCAACCUACCUCCGCGCACUCGCCGAUAUCGCCAUAUCCGCCCAUUCUCCCCCCCAUUCCUCGGGUCGCGUCGCAGCAUGGUCCGUCAUCCCUAUCGCAAGCCCCGAAUGCGUUUCGACCAACAUCCGGGAAUGAUCAGUCGUCGAACCGGAGAGGGGAUGCGGAGGAGAUGCUGCCCACAUUGCAGGAACGGCCGAUGGAGCCUCUAGAGAGGGUUGAAAGCGAACCGAAAGCGGAUCCUCGACCAACAAUGCAGAGAAGCCAAGAUGCUGCAAGGAGAUCGUAUACCCCAGGAACGACAGGCUUUCGAAAUCGUGGACAAUAUACGUUUGGACAAACACCGUCUUACCAGCCAAGGGACACGCAACAAGAAAGGGAUCGUGAAUUACCGCCAGUACCGUCAUCAAGCCUGUAUCUCUCUCCUACCACUUCUCGAGAUGCUGCGCCCCAAGAACGACCGUCUUCCUCCAAGCAACUUCCUCCUCUGCCACCACCGCCUCCACAGCCAAUCUCAGCGAAACAGGGGAGGACAAAACUUAACUUGCGAAACCCCAUGUCGUUGCUCUUGCGGCGACGUUCAGGAGCGGUCCUGGAAUUGGCCGACGACUCCCUUGUGAGCCGUCGGAAUCGGACGGUACCGGAUUUACCAGACGACUAUGAUCCUCGAAUUAUUGGCAAAGGUGUGCAUGACUUCAGCGUCCCAAGGCCCAAGCGGAACAUAUCGUCGAACAACGUCGGACACGUAGCACCAUCAUCCGAGGAAUCCAGGACAAACACAAGACGCGGAAGCGCUGAUGGACGCGCCGCCGACUUGCGGCCGGAUAUGGAGCACACGCCGGUUUUUCGAGAACAUUUCGACGAACAACCGAGCCUGGACAACUCACAAUCCGGGGUUCGAGCCGAAGCGCUUGCAAACCAGAACUUCAUUGCGAGAAAUUCGAUGCUGCCCCCACCCCCCGAGCGAGAGCCUCCGCCGGUACCUAGAAAGUCACCGUCUCCUACUCUAAUGCCGGAAUCGCGGCCAACGCACAGUCUCGUCGACCAAGAACAGGAAACCUGGGAGGUGGUGGAAUCGAUCCCGGGGUCAGCCCGCGAGAGUCGCAAAACCGCCUCCCACACCCUCUCCCAACGAACCACCGCCAGUUCCCGCACGAGCUCCAGCCUCCACCGCCUCCUUCCCCACAAAACCAGCAACGCCUCCCGCUUCAGCUUCCAGUUGGGCAGCGGCGACUCCGCGCUCCAAGAGCGGAUCCUGGAGGAACGACACAAGCAGAAAGCCGCCGCGCGUGCCACGAAGCACGAUUCGCGAGAGGACGCGGAGGACGACUACAAUGACAUGUACGAUAUGGACGAGUUCGAUGACUUCGAGGAGCAAAUCCCUGGAGUUAAUUGCGAUGAUGAGGAGGAUGAGAUGGCGGCGUAUAAUCGGAUCGCUAAUCAGUCGUCUAUCGACGUCUCCGCGGUGAUGCUGAAUGGGAACGCUUCGAGUGCCGUGGGGAGCGAGCAUCCCUUCAACGGACUUCCAACGCACGGUUCUAUGUAUGGGACGGCUGAAAACGUGCUGGGCGGCCGACCGCUGGCAGACGCGCCAGACCAACCUCAGUCGAAUACUACAUUCACCGCCCAGGGACUGGAAAUCAAUGGCUCCGACGGCGCCAUCCAAGUGACCAUGGACCCGAGCACGCAGAUCUCGAAUUUCCCAACGACCUCCCUGCAACCCUCGGGUAGCCAAAGCCGUCGAUUCAAGUCGGAUUUCGGCGACGAGAACCUGUAUUUUGACGACGGGGUGAUGGGGGAGGUUGGAGAGAGCGAGUUCGACGAGUCGAUCUUUGACGAUCCGGAUCACCCGUUGAAUCAAAGGUUCAAUAAGGGACGGGUGCCGCCGGUUGGAGAGAAGGAGUCCACUUUAGAUCCGGGUGGCUUUAUCGGCAGCGAGUCCCACAGCGGUGGGAUCAGACGGGCUGCACAAAAUGCAAAGCCACGGUUGAAAAUGAGCACCAACUUCGCGACGUUGUCAGACUACCACGGAGCAUUGGCUGAAGCUGCUAACCGUGCUGCGGACUCCGGCCGUUUCACUCGCAAGGCCAGUAUCGAUGUCCCCGUCCCUGAGAACGCAGCUGCCGGCCAGCACUCCGACGCUACCGACCUCAGCACCUCUCAGGCCUCGUCCUCCUUCGAGGCAGAUAGAGAUGAAGGCCAUUCUCCCGCUCGGUCCGACCCAUCCCUCUCCUCCCGUCCGAGCCUCAUCCCUUCUUCCGGCCACCUCAGCCUAUCCACGGCAGUCUCCCCACCAGCACCCCACACCGUCUCUUUCACGCCCUCAUCCAUGGGAUUCUUCUCGGACUCUGACGAUCCAUCCGACCCCUUCUCCGGAAAGCUCUUCAUCGACUACGACUCCGACCUCGAUCCGUCCCUCGCCUCCGAUCCCAUGAUCGCCGCUGCCAACGCCGAAGCCCUCGCCUACGACUCCGACGGCGAAUACGGCCGGGAAUUCGGCUUCUACGCCUCCUCCGCCCAGCUCGGCCCCGCCGCCGUCACCGAAGCCUCCAGCAUCGGCGGUGUCUUUGCUCCCCGCGGCAUCGACCCCGUCGCUCGCUCCCGUAGCGUCCGCGAACCGAACUUGACGCCCAUCACGGAGCGCAGCGAGCAGAGCACGCGGAACUCGUUCGCGAGUGUAGGGAGCUUCAUGAGCGGCGCGAACGCCGUGCUGGGCCCCGCGGCGGCGACGGCGGCGGUGGCGAGCCCUGGCCUCGCGCAGCUGGCGCAGAUUGGUUGGGAUGAGGAGGAAAUGAGCUUGAAUCAGCUGAUGCGGCUCCGGCGCGGCGCGUUUGGAGCUAGCGAGGUCAGUUUGGGGAGUGCGGGGUCGAGCCACGGCGGGGGAUCGCGGGGGGGCAGUCCGAUUGCGACGACGGGGGGCGGGUUUGGGACCCCACGGCCACCGAUGUCGUCCUCCUUCACCCACCGACCGCGCACGGCGAAUCCGAUCCCGACAGCCCAACCGCACCCGCAAACCUCUCCACCUCCCCACCCCAUCCCACCAGCUUCUCCCCCAGCAGCUCCAUCAGCAACGACUCCAUCCCCUCCCUCCCCACCCCCGCCCCCCUCUUCUCCUCCCCGCCCCUCAAACCCCUCCCCCAACCCCCGCCCUAUAGCCCCACGACCUACGCAUCCCCGACGUCGCCAUCGCAUGCGCACAGCGGUAGCGGCAGCGGAGCGGACACGGUGUCGUACGUGCGCGAGGCGGACGGAGGGAAGGGUGGGGAGUUUCAUUGGGUGGUGGAGCGGCGGCGGACAGCGGAGAGUGGGGAGAUGGAGGUAG